AUGGUGUCAUGUGCUGAAAGUAUUGGUGUGCCCCGUGGAUCUCGGAUGUUCAUGUAUGCAGUACGUGCUGUUGCGUUCCAAAGUGAGGAGAAGAUUGCCGCCAAAGUAGACUACUUGAAGACCACCUUAAGGUGGUCGGAUGAUGAGGUGGGCAUUGCUUUGACCAAGUCCCCAGGGCUGCUGAGGCAUUCUAAUGAAAGGCUGCGCCGCACCUCAGAGUUCCUCAUCUUCGAGGUGGGCUUGGAACCGGCAUACAUUGCCCAUCGCCCGGCAUUGCUCACCUAUAGCCUGGAGGGCCGGCUCAGAGCCCGGUACUACCUUGUAAAGUUUCUUAAGGCAAAUGGAUUCCUAGAGCGUGACGUUAGCUACUUCAGUAUAGUGCAGAAGAGCGAGAAGGUAUUCAUGGAGAAGUUCAUAUGCCCUCACAAGGAAGCUGCACCACACCUCGCUGAUGACUAUGUCAAUGCUUGCAGAGGGCAAGUGCCCACUAGACUCAGAUUUGCAUGA
This is a messenger RNA of Triticum turgidum subsp. durum (durum wheat), 507 nucleotides long. The record is from the annotation of a GenBank genome assembly. Lineage: Eukaryota; Viridiplantae; Streptophyta; Magnoliopsida; Poales; Poaceae.